AUGGAGCCGUUCAGCUCUCGCAGCCUGGCGCUGCAGGCGGAGAAGAAGCUGCUGAGCGGGGCGGCGGGGCGGGCGGCGGCGCAGCUGCUGAUCGACGAGACCAGCGGCGAGGUGCUGGACGAACUGUACCGCGUGUCCAAGGCCUACACGCGCUCGCGGGCCGAGGCCCAGCGGGUCAUCAAGGACCUGGUGAAGGUGGCCAUCAAGGUGGGCGUCCUGCACCGCAACGGGCGGUUCAGCGGGGCGGAGCUGGAGCAGGCGGCCCACUUCCGCCGGAAGCUGCGCCAGGGGGCCAUGACGGCGCUGAGCUUCGGCCAGGUGGCCUUCACCUUCGAGGCGGCCGUGCUGGCCGGGCUGCUGGCCGAGUGCCGCGACGCCCUGCUGGACCUGGUCCAGCGUCACCUCACCCCCAAGUCCCUGGGCCGCAUCCGCCACGUCUUCGACCACUUCGCCGACCCGGGCCUGCUGGCCGCCCUCUACGGCCCCGACUACGACGCCCACCUGACCCGCAUCUGCGCCGGCCUCAGCAAGCUGCUGGAGGAGGGGCGCCUCUGAGGACCCCCCCCCCAACCCAGGCCCGGACCAGAGGGGUGCCGGGGGCCCGAACUGCUGGGGGAGGGACGGCUGCGGACCUCCCCCCCCUCCGCCCUUGGGCCCAGGGUGGUGGAGGAUGGAGGUGGCUUCGAGACCACCCCGCGGCCCCCUGCCCCGGAGUGCUGG
Messenger RNA from Tachyglossus aculeatus (Australian echidna), 720 nucleotides. RefSeq names its product TNF alpha induced protein 8 like 2 (gene TNFAIP8L2). The transcript has a single exon. Bases 1 to 555 code for a protein of 184 amino acids. Gene Ontology annotation, cellular component: cytoplasm. Lineage: Eukaryota; Metazoa; Chordata; Mammalia; Monotremata; Tachyglossidae. Gene Ontology annotation, biological process: negative regulation of T cell activation; negative regulation of inflammatory response; regulation of apoptotic process. The record is from RefSeq and is a predicted model, not a curated record.